Suillus subaureus is the source of this 1637-nucleotide messenger RNA. RefSeq lists its product as uncharacterized. The transcript is spliced from 7 exons. Lineage: Eukaryota; Fungi; Basidiomycota; Agaricomycetes; Boletales; Suillaceae. The coding region runs from base 17 to 1507 and encodes 496 amino acids. Gene Ontology annotation, molecular function: zinc ion binding. The record is from RefSeq and is a predicted model, not a curated record.
UCCUUACUGAACCAUCAUGGCUCAACGACGAGUGCCCACCAUCAGCGACCUCAGAAUCAAGCUCUGCUACAUUUGCAGGGAGGAGGAGCGGUAUGAUGUACCCGAAGAUCCUCCCCGAGCAUGGACGCAUCCAUGUAAAUGCACACUUGUUGCGCACGAGUCCUGUCUGCUGCAAUGGAUACAGACCUCGCAGCAGAACCUCUCACGAGCCCCCAAUGCUCUCAAGUGCCCGCAGUGCAGCUCAGUGUAUGAGCUUGAAAGCGAUAAUCCACUCAUCCUACGCAUCUUGGACGCAGCAAACAGGGGCCUCUCGACGAUGGGAAAGAUUGUAACCAUCGCAAGCAUGACCGUGGUGGUGGUUUCUCUUGGGACUGGAAUGUAUAUCCUGAGCACGGCGUAUGGUGCCUAUGCUCUGAAAGAGUUCCUGGGUGCUGAGAUGUAUGAUCUCCUGCUAACGGAGGACCCUACUAAUUGGCCGUGGCAUUGCUACCUCAACCUUCCACUCAUUCCCCUUGCUCUCAUUAUCUCGCGUCUUCCUUUUAAAUCUAGUGUCACGCCACUUGUUCCCCUUCUCCUCGCAUGGCCAACGUCCACCCCCCCGCGGAUCGACAAGCGCAUAGUCCUCAAUCGUUGGAGUGUCCGGGAAGCAACACAACGGGAAAUGUUUCCCAUACUCCCAAGCUGGCCCCCUCCACCAGUAUUGCUCGGCUUGAUCAUCUAUCCGUCUCUGCGUAUCACAUAUAACCGCCUAUUCUCUCAGUUCUCGAGAUGGGCGCUGGAUACGCAACCGGAUGCGACCGAUAGCGCACAGCGCAUGAUGCUUGCUUUAGAGGAUGAUGACCCAUUCCUUCGCAUUCGCAUCAAUGCUAAUGGCGAAGAACGGAACGCCCAGCUCCAGCCUAAUGGUCAGGGCCAGCAGGACAGAGGUGCAGGUGUUGCCAACAAUGAUGUCAACAAUAAUCCAAAUGUCGAUGGCGAGGCCAUCGCAGGAGACGUUGCUGCUGCUGCUGAGAACACCAUUCGCGUAUCGGGGACCUCCCUUGGGCGACUGAUCGGAGGAGCCUUAAUUAUCCCACGCAUCUCCAGUUUCAUGGGCUCACUGUUGUAUCGACUAUCCAAGUAUUCACCGCUUUUACGCCGUUUCCUUGCUGUGCGCCCACCUCUUCCACCUGAUGUGCGGCCGUCUCUGGUGGGGACUUGGAUCGAUGAGGAAAUGUGGCGCCAGUUGAGCCCUGUGAAGCGGCUUAGCGUCGCUGGACUGAUGGGUCUUAGCGUCGCGUGGCGGGGAACUCCCAUUUGGGCAGAAUGUGAUCCUGUUUGGUGGAGAAAUUCAUUAGGGCUGGGUCUUUUCACUGUCGCAAAGGACUGCUUGCAUCUCCUACAUCUUUGGCUUGCUAAACGGGAGCUGCAGAGUCGGCGUGUUAAGAACAAGUCAUUUGAAGGUGUUGACGUAAGGGAACUGGAUCUCAUUGAUCCCGUGACACACACAGGACACUACCAUCCGUAGCUCAGCGCUCAGCUAUGUAUUUCUCACACCUUUGUUCUUACGAACGCUUCUCGUACGUAGAUUCUUAUAGCAAACUGCUUCUGAUCAAUAGCGUUGGUCAUUUUCAAUCGAAAUUGACCGUUGGCAUAAU